UAGACACAUCUGCGGAUUAUCGGUUUAAGUAGCCUCUCGUUUCUUUGUUGAAGCGUCUUGUUAAAGCUUGUUUACAUCUAUAACGUUAAGUGUUAUCUGCGUUUGGCAAGUGAAUCUUAAGUGUCAAAAUGCCGACAGAAAAUUUGUCUGAUAAACGCAUGUCUAAGUUUAAAAACAAGGGAAAAGAGCCAACGAAGAUGCGUGACCGCAGGAUCGCGGAGUGCGUCGAGCUCCGAAAAGCUCAAAGGGUUGAAAGUAUUUUGAAGAAGAGGAAUAUUUCGAUCCAUGGAGAUGAUGAACCUCUGUCACCCGAGUUCAACACUGACAACGAGCAGGUAAUUUCUGCGACGAUUCAAGACAUCGUUGCAAAUGUGAGCAGUGACUGUUCUGACAAACAAAGACAGGGUUGUCAAGCAGCAAGGAAGCUGCUCUCUCGAGAGAGGAAUCCUCCUCUGAAGGAGAUUGUGGAGGCAGGACUGCUGACUCGCUUUGUGGAGUUUUUGGGGAGGCACGAUGACCCCACACUGCAGUUCGAGGCUGCCUGGUCUCUCACUAAUGUCGCAUCUGGCACCUCCUGGCACACACAGCAGGUGGUUGAACAUGGGGCGGUGCCAGCCUUCAUCGCCCUGCUGGCUUCACCUAUGCUGAACAUCAGUGAACAGGCUGUGUGGGCUUUAGGAAACAUUGCUGGUGAUGGUCCGUCAUAUCGUGAUGCCCUGAUUGACUGUGGCAUCAUUCCUGCGUUGUUAGCCCGACUCACGCCAGAUGCUCCAGUGGGAUACCUUCGCAACCUGACGUGGACCCUUUCGAACCUGUGCAGGAAUAAGAAUCCCUUCCCUCGUUUUAGUGCCGUCCAGCAAAUGCUUCCCUCCAUCAUUCAACUGCUCCAUCACGGUGACAAAUCCAUCUUGUCUGAUGCAUGCUGGGCAAUCUCUUACCUCACCGACGGACCCAAUGAGCGGAUUGAUGUUGUGAUUAAGACCGGAAUCCUUCCACGGCUGGUUGAGCUCUUGGGGUUUGAGGAACUUUCUGUGGUGACCCCAGCCCUGCGCUCGAUUGGGAACAUCGUGAGUGGCUCAGACUUGCAGACACAAGCAGCCAUUGACGCAGGCGUGCUGAGCGCCCUGCCACAGCUGAUGCGACACGCCAAAUCCAGCGUUCAAAAGGAAGCUGCUUGGGCUGUGUCCAACAUCGCAGCUGGACCCUGCCAACAGAUUCAACAACUUAUCACAUGUGGAUUGUUGCCUCCUCUUGUGGAUCUCCUAAGGAAUGGUGACUUUAAAACCCAGCGAGAGGCCAUCUGGGCGGUGACCAACUACACAAGCGGUGGAACUGUUGACCAAGUGGUUAAUCUGGUCAAAUGUGGUGCGCUAGAGGCCAUCUUGGGUUUACUUCAAGUUAAAGACACCAAGACUGUCCUGGUGAUCCUUGAUGCCAUUAAUAAUAUCUUCUUGGCUGCUGAGAAACUUGGGGAGGUGGAAAAACUCUGUUUGCUGGUGGAGGAAGUGGGUGGGUUGGACCGAAUCGAGUUUCUCCAGAACCACGAGAACAACGCUGUAUACAGAGCAGCUCAGGCUCUCAUCGACAAGUAUUUCAGUGAGGAUGGUGAGGAUCAAUGCUUGACCACUGAAGCCACUGACACAAACUUUGUCUUUGGAGCCUCUAAUGUUCAGAAGAGAUUUGAUUUCUGA
Molecule: messenger RNA, 1691 nt
Organism: Triplophysa dalaica
Lineage: Eukaryota; Metazoa; Chordata; Actinopteri; Cypriniformes; Nemacheilidae
Gene: kpna7
Product: karyopherin alpha 7 (importin alpha 8)
Exons: 10
Coding region: 129-1691 (520 amino acids)
Biological process (GO): NLS-bearing protein import into nucleus
Cellular component (GO): nucleus; cytoplasm
Molecular function (GO): protein binding; nuclear import signal receptor activity
Source: RefSeq, a predicted model, not a curated record